AUGCCUGCCCCCAAGCGUCCGAUCAGAAAACCCCGGGUCUCGCUGAGCUGCAUCGUCUGUCGGCGACGCAAGGUUCGCUGCGGACGCGAACAGCCAGAAUGCGCCAACUGCGUGCGCAUGCAAGAGACCUGCGUCUACCAGGCUAUGCGUCGUGACGAGUCGACGGGCCGUGUGCGACCAGCAUCACCCCAGGACCAUCCUGGCAGGUCCUCAGAGCCAACGGCGUGUCCCAUCCCAGCUCCCCUCCAACGGGGUCGUGGUCAUCUCAGUCUGCGCCGGGGUGGUCAGGUCCGAUACAUUGGCCCAACCUUUUGGGGCUUGGUUGCUGGAAAGGAGAGUCUGAGCGACGAUUUCUUUGACGAGAGUCGUCAUGUUCCCCCCGGUCUCCCCCUGCCCCAUAUCUCCUCUAUGAGCAUGCUUAACCUCCUCCGGUCCUUGCCCACUAAGCCCGUGAGCGAUGCUCUGCUCGAAUCGUUCUUCGGUGCCGUGUGGCCCCUGUCUCCUCUCCUGCAUCUGCCGUCCCUGCAGACCGACUACGACCGGUUCUGGGACUGGUGUCGGCACAGCGGGAGCGCAAUGCCCCCGGAAGAUCUCCGCGAGGACCCGUCCUGGUUCUGUCUUCUCUUUGCAGUCCUGUAUUGUGGCGCAUCGGCCGCGCCCGUCGCCAGCUGGACGGCCCCCAACCUCCAGGGCCUGCAGAAGGAGACGACCGUGAGCCAGCUCGAGCGCGCAUACACGACCUGCCUUUCUCUGUGCCGGCAUCUGGAGCAUCCGACAAUGCAUACGCUGGUGUCCACGUUGCUGACCGGCCCGUUUCGGGACCGUCCUUUUGAGCCGAUGCGUAAUCUGGUGCAGCGGAGCACCACCGUUCGCGUCGCCCAGCUGAUGGGCUUACAUCGGGGGGAUGCCUGGUCCGCGCUGAGCCCCGUGGACCAGGGAAUCCGACGGCGCGUCUGGUGGCACAUCGUCGGGCUCGAUGUGCAGUCGAGUAUCGCCACGGGGAUGGACCUCUGCUGCGGUCCUGAGGCCCUCGAGGCUGUGCGAAUGGUCGACGACGCUGCGGAUGAAGCUAUGAUAUAUGCCACCGGGCGCUCUCUGACGGCGCGCGUACAAGCCAGGCUCGUCGCGGAUCUGCAGAACCCGCAGGGUCCAACCAAAGACGGACGAGACGCGCUUGUCGCAGAUGCAACGCAGCUUCUGCAGAACCUUGACGCGUUGCUUGGCCGCGUUCCGACGCUGGGAAUCCCCGAAUCGAGCGACAUCUCAUCCCGGCUCGCUGGCGACGCAUCCCCACCGUUCACGCAUCCGCCAUGGUACACGGGCGAUGCGAGCCAGCCGACUGUCUUUGCAGCAUGGACGCGGAUCAUGCUGACUUUGUUGAAGUCUGAAGUGGCCAUCCUGUUGCGCAAAGCAUUCUUGGUCCCGCCGGACAGGACGAAUCCGCAGUCACGAACAUCAUGGAUGAGUCUAACAAGCGAGGGAGCCAACAGCAUAGCACAGCUCUGCCUGAAGUAUCUGCGUGUCUACCUGCAGCUCUCCCAAACACCCGCGUUCUCUCCCUACGCCUGGUUCUGCUGCAGCCAUCAUGGCCCUCUACAGUGUGUAUUCAUCAUUCUAACGUACCUGACUUCCUUCUCGGACUCAGAAGAUGCUUUGCUGUUUCUUUCCUGCGUCGAUGAGACUCUACAUCACUUCAAGACUCAUUGCCAAAUCCCAGGCUCCUCGCCACCGACGAACGAGGGUAAGAUGCGGGUGCCUUCAGCUAUCCAGGUCUUGGUGGAACUUCGCGAGCGUCUCGACUCUUCUCUCGGGGUUCACAGUGCCCCCUCUAGCACUACAGGCCUACUAGUGACUGCCAACAUCAAGGCAGGGCCGCCGAAAAGCGCGUGGAUGGCUGAGGGUGACUCUGGCCUAGACAUGAGCCCUCUCGCCCCUCUUUUGGACCUCGAGGCCUGGGCGUCGUCCUUGAUCAUGGGGUCUGAUAGUAUCCUAGGUCCCUUCUGA
Molecule: messenger RNA, 2004 nt
Organism: Aspergillus clavatus NRRL 1
Lineage: Eukaryota; Fungi; Ascomycota; Eurotiomycetes; Eurotiales; Aspergillaceae
Product: C6 zinc finger domain protein
Exons: 3
Coding region: 1-2004 (667 amino acids)
Biological process (GO): regulation of DNA-templated transcription; DNA-templated transcription
Molecular function (GO): DNA-binding transcription factor activity, RNA polymerase II-specific; DNA binding; zinc ion binding
Source: RefSeq, a predicted model, not a curated record